This is a messenger RNA of Parnassius apollo (apollo), 1476 nucleotides long. NCBI's taxonomy places the organism in Eukaryota, Metazoa, Arthropoda, Insecta, Lepidoptera, Papilionidae. The record is from the annotation of a GenBank genome assembly.
AUGGCUACAGAGGCGGAAGAGCGGGCUCUUAGAUACAGAAGAGCCCAAAGUGUGACUAGAGCUGAGGAAAUAACGGCUAAGGAAAAUAAGGCUCGAAGAUUGCAAGUUGAUAAACCGGUUCACAAACCAAGAGAUUCUUUAUUUUCGUGGAGCUCUGAGUUUACCAACUUUAGUGGUCUGGUCAACUGGGGAUUUUUAAUGCUUACUAUUGGAGGUCUACGAUUGUGUCUUGAAAAUUUUUUGAAGUAUGGAAUACUUGUUAAUCCUAUUGAGUGGAUAAUUGUAUUGACUGGUUAUAAUGAAGGUCACAGCCAGCAUUACCCUUCUGUUAUUUUACUAAUCUUCAGUGUUGUCCCAGCUGUAAUCGCUUUACUAAUUGAGAAGGCUAUUGCAUUUGAUAUUUUGAGGCAGAAAGUUGGCAUUACUUUGCAUAUUUUAAAUAUUGUCUUUGUCAUAAGUUUGCCUGUGGUGGUGCUGCAUUUCAAAAGCCAAGAUUUUAGUUUUGUGGGCACAACAACAGUUUGUAUGAUAUACUUGAUCUUAUUUUUAAAACUAUGGAGCUACUGCCACACAAAUUUUUGGUGUAAAAACAGUAUGGGAGCAAAAUCUUCAAAGAAUAAGUUAAGGCGACAGAGUCUUUCAGCACCAAAUUACAAUGAACUUACGAAUGCUGAGAAUGAGCAGACCUUAGAAGAUGAAAUGAAUCAUGAGAUGGCAGCGGCGGGGCUUGUCCGGUACCCCGAUAACUUGAACCUCAAAGACUUAUUUUACUUCUUAUUGGCACCCACACUGUGUUAUGAACUGAAUUUUCCUCGCACAACACGUAUUCGUAAGAGAUUCCUUAUUAAAAGAGUAAUAGAGCUGGUUUUCGGAGUUAAUCUCGUUUUGGCGUUAUUCCAACAAUGGAUGAUCCCGUCCGUUACGAAUGCCGUCGAUCCGUUUUCGGAAAUGAAUGUGGUUAAGAUUACGGAACGCCUGCUUAAACUUGCUGUACCCAACCAUUUAAUAUGGUUAUGUUUCUUCUAUCUAAGUUUUCAUUCGUUUUUGAACCUAAUGGGCGAACUCCUACACUUUGCGGACCGCAACUUUUACAACGACUGGUGGAAUGCGAACAACAUUGCAGUAUUUUGGAGUUCUUGGAAUAGGCCCGUACAUAUGUGGGCGGUGAGACACGUGUACAUACCUAUAACCGAAAAGGGAUAUGGCAAGUCCAAUGCUAGUAUUGUUGUGUUCUUUAUAUCUGCGUUCUUCCAUGAGUAUCUCGUAAGUGUGCCACUGCAAAUGUUUCGAAUCUGGGCGUUCCUGGGAAUGAUGGCGCAACCGCCCCUGUCGGUGAUCUCUCGCUUCGCCGAGGCAAAACUCGGGCCACGCUGGGGCAACAUCAUUGUUUGGAGCUCACUGAUCCUCGGACAGCCUCUCGCCAUUAUGAUGUAUUAUCACGAUUAUGCACUCGUACAUUUAACUGCCAAACAUUAA